CUAUCUAAAAUAAUAAGUAAUCCAGGCAGAUUAUGAACUUUCGAAAAAACCAUCUUUAUUUAUUAAAUUCUUUAUUUUAUUACAGUUAUGUGCAUUUAAUUUAUUUUAUUAUUUUUUAUCAUGCAGAUAGACAAUGAGUGACAGUAAUAACAGAAGAACAGACCCCGCUUGAAAAUACGCUGAUGAAAUCGAUCCACCCACCGACAAACCAGUUAAAUACAAAUACUUCAGAUGCAAAUUUUGCAGCAAGGAAAUUUCUGGAGGUGUAAAAAGAGUGAAGGAUCACCUUGCAUGCAAUCAUAAUGAAGUGGCGAUAUGUCGAAAGGUACCUGAUGAUGUGAAGAAAGAGACACAGAUGUACUUGAGUGCCUUCACUGACAACAAGCACAAGAAGCAAAUAAAUUUUAAAGAGAUGGUCGAUAAUGGAUCGUAUUACCAAGGUGGCGAUGCUCCUAUUGUAGGUGGUGGCAGCAGUGGCGGUGGCACUGACAAUGCUCUUAUAUCGGAGAAUGUAGGGUCUAACCCUAGUGGUACUAUUUCUACUAGAGGAGUAAGAGGUCCCAUAGAUCGGUAUAUGGCGAGCGACAGGGAUGGACAAAUACCUCCAGCAAAGCCCAAAGAGCACUGAAAUCAAGUUUGCUUAGACAUUGGAAGAUUCUUUUAUGAGAAUGCUAUCCCAUUUCAUGCUGCAACAAGUGCAUCAUUUGUGAGUAUGGUACAAUCAAUUGGAAAUUAUGGUCGAGGACUAAAGCCUCCAUCUAUGCAUGAGCUAAGGAAUUGGAUACUAGAUGAGGAGAAGAAGACGACCGAGAAAACGGUGGAUGAGAUCAAAGAAACCUGGAAGAAGACUGGUGUUUCCAUAUUAUCCGAUGGUUGGUCGGAUAUGAGAAAUAGAAGUCUAAUCAACUUCUUGGUGAACAAUCAGCAUGGCACUGUUUUUUUUAGAACGGUUGACGCAUCAGACUGUGUGAAGGAUGCUCAAAAACUUUUUGAGUUGCUUGAUGCUGUUGUGGAGGAAGUUGGUGAAGAGCAUGUCAUCCAACUUGCACAAUGCAGCCAAUUACAAAGCAGCUAGGAGGAAGUUGAUGGAGAAGCGGACACAAUUGUAUUGGACUCCAUGCGCAGCACAUUGCAUCGACUUGAUGCUUGAGAAGAUUGGUGAGUUGCUGCAACACAAAAAUGCAUUACUCAAGGCGAAGAAGGUGACCAACUUUAUAUACAAUCAUCAAUGGGUGCUAUAUCUUUUUAGAAAGACGGCAAAAAAAGAUUUGCUUCGACCCGCUGCGACACGAUUCGCCACUGCCUACUUGACAUUAGAGAGCAUGCUUGCAUUACAACAACCAUUGCAAGCGAUGUUUGUAUCAAGAGAAUGGCAAGGAUGUGCUUGGGCAAAAAAGGCUGAUGGAAAGGAAGUGAAGAAAGUUGUUAUGAACGACAACACAUUUUGGCCUAGUGUGGUUUACUCCAUUAAAACCACUAAGCCACUUGUCGAUGUUCUGAGGAUAGUUGAUGGCGAGAGGACACCAGCUAUGGGCUAUAUUUAUGGGGCUAUGGAUGAGGCGAAGGAGAAGAUAGCCAUGAACUUGGAGGGAAACGUGGCUUCGUACAAAGAAAUUUGGAACAUCAUUGAUGAGAAGUGGGAUACUCAGUUGCAUAGAGACUUGCAUGCAACUGGAUACUAUCUCAAUCCUCGAUAUAGGUGGAGUCCAAAUGUUUCCACACAUUCUGAGAUCAAGAGUGGAUUGUACAAGUGUUUAGAUCGGCUAGUUCCGAAUCAAAAUACUUACUCCAAGAUUGAUGCUCAACUCGAUGAGUACAAUUACAAGAAAGGAUUAUUUGGCAUUCGAGCAUCUUUGUCAUCGUACAUGACACGUCCACCAGUUAUAUGGUGGGACAAUUUUGGUGAUGAUGUUCCGGAGCUGAAAGCAUUUGCAAUUAGAGUCCUUGGUCUUACUUGUUCAGCCUCCGCAUGUGAGCGCAAUUGGAGUAUGUUCAAUCACGUGCACACAAAGAAAAGAAAUCGUCUAACCACGGCGAGGUUGAACGAUUUAGUGUACAUCAUGUACAAUAGAAAAUUAAAGUACAAGCAUAUGAUGAUACAACAACGGAAGGAUGAUGUUGAUCCAUUGGUUGUUGAAGAAGCGGCUUCUGAUGAUGAGUGGGUAGCCAACCCAAUCCAAGUUGAGGAAGAUGAAUUGCCGCUCACAAUUCAAGCAGAAAGCUCAUCCGGACAAAGGAAGAGGAAACAAAGAGGUGGGAACCGUGGACUGAUUGAUGAGGAUGAAGAAGAUGAAUAUGAUGGAGAUGGAGAUGGGGAUACUUUACACUUCUUGGACAUUUGAUGAUUUUUUCGAUUU
Salvia miltiorrhiza (redroot sage) is the source of this 2357-nucleotide messenger RNA. RefSeq lists its product as uncharacterized. Lineage: Eukaryota; Viridiplantae; Streptophyta; Magnoliopsida; Lamiales; Lamiaceae. The record is from RefSeq and is a predicted model, not a curated record. The transcript has 3 exons. The coding region runs from base 975 to 2342 and encodes 455 amino acids. Gene Ontology annotation, molecular function: protein dimerization activity.